Molecule: messenger RNA, 2460 nt
Organism: Mercurialis annua (annual mercury)
Lineage: Eukaryota; Viridiplantae; Streptophyta; Magnoliopsida; Malpighiales; Euphorbiaceae
Product: putative wall-associated receptor kinase-like 16
Exons: 4
Coding region: 206-2431 (741 amino acids)
Biological process (GO): protein phosphorylation; cell surface receptor signaling pathway
Cellular component (GO): plasma membrane
Molecular function (GO): polysaccharide binding; ATP binding; protein serine/threonine kinase activity
Source: RefSeq, a predicted model, not a curated record
UAUAAAUAUGGAUUAAAAUCAAUAUUCUAUGCAAUGGUCAUUGGUGCCUGUAGAUGCUCUGAGAAUUAGUCAGGGCAGAAAAACGGAGACAAUAAAGAAAUCACAAUUCAACUUUGGCAGUCUGGACUAGUAAACUUUUAAAAUCAUUUUGAACUUGUACAAAUACAUAUAAUUCUUUGCUCGCCUAUUCUCUCCAAGUGCUUAAAUGACACUAAUAAUACUUUCAUCUCUACUAUUCCAUAUCGGAAGAGUGAAAAGAAUGGGAAGGACAACUAUGCCAAUGAACCUCAACAUUCUUUUGAUGCUACUAUGGUUAAACCAGGCCCUAAUGGCAACAGCUGCAAGGCCAGUAUGUCUAGACUACUGCGGUGAUGUUGACUUCCGAUUCCCUUUCGGAAUUGGAAAAGGUUGUUAUAUGAGCAAGAGUUUUGAGGUAUUCUGCAACCAUUCUUUUUCACCUCCAAAGCCUUUCUUAACAAGUAUCAACAUGGAGCUGCUUGAUUCAUCAACAGGAUCGGAACAAAUAACAGUCAAUAAUCCAGUUAUUCGAUCCGAUUGCAGCAGCAAAUCCUCGACUAGUUUAGAGGUUUCUGUGUCAGGCACUCCAUUUGUAUUUUCAAAUUAUUCUAACAGAUUCACAGCCAUAGGCUGUGACAAUUAUGCGAUGCUUAUUCGGAAUGGUAACACAGUUGGAGGUUGCUUGUCUAUUUGUAGACAAAGCAAUACAACUGGCUGCUAUGGUCUUAACUGCUGUCAGGCCACAAUCCCUCCGAAUUUCCAAUCUUUUGUAGUCAACAUGACGAACCCAUUUCAUAGUGAUGCGGAUGGUCGCAGUAGCUGUAAAUCUGCUUUCAUGGUUAGCCAAACUUGGCUUGAAUCUAAAUCAACAGUCCUUAAUGAAGUUCAAGAAAUGGAUCAUGUUCCUGCAGUACUUAUAUGGUCAGAGUUUCAAGGGUACUGCGAUAUUCGUGAGCAUCCAAAUAUCACCUGUACCUCCAACUAUUGCUGGGCGCAGCUUACCCAAAAUCAAUUCUGUAUUUGUAGUCGAUGUCAAGAUGUCGGCAAAUGCACAAAUCCAAAGAACUAUUAUUACUGUGAAUUGAAAUGUAUGUAUAAUAGAGGGAGCUAUAACUGCACUUGUCCUGCUGGCCAUCGUAAGAUAUCCAACAACGGCUACAGUUGCUACCCAAAUGGUGCCUUUGGUGAGAAAUCUCGGAUGAAGGCCAUCUUUAUAGGUAUUGGAUCAGGCCUUGGAUUUUUGCUAUUAGUUAUUAGUAUAUGGCUGUCGUAUAAGGUGGUAAAGCGAAGACGAGCCAUGAAGCUGAAGUUAAAAUUUUUCAAAAGAAAUGGAGGAUUGUUACUAGAACAGCAGCUAUCUUCUACGCAAAGUCAUGUCGAACAAACGAAAGUUUUCAAUUCCGCAGAAUUGGAAAAGGCGACCGAUAAUUAUCAUGUGAAUCGAAUACUUGGCCAAGGAGGUCAAGGAACUGUUUACAAAGGAAUGUUAACAGAUGGAAGAGUUGUGGCUAUUAAAAAGUCCAAAGUAGUCGAUGAAGACAAGCUCGAUCAGUUCAUCAAUGAGGUGGUGAUUUUAUCACAAAUCAACCAUAGAAAUGUGGUUCAAUUGAUCGGAUGUUGCCUCGAGACAGAAGUUCCUAUGCUAGUGUAUGAGUUCAUUUCUAAUGGAACACUCUUCCAAUACAUACAUAACAAUCUAAAUGAAGAAUUCCCUAUUACUUGGGAGAUGCGACUGCGGAUUGCUACAGAAGUUGCAGGUGCACUGGCCUAUUUACAUUCAGCAGCUUCUGCACCAAUAUAUCAUCGAGAUAUCAAGUCAUCAAACAUACUUUUGGAUGAUAAAUACAGAGCAAAAGUAGGCGAUUUUGGAACUUCGAGAACAAUAUCAAUCGAGGAAACGCACGUGACAACUCGAGUACAAGGAACAUUUGGUUACUUAGAUCCUGAGUACUUCCAGUCGAGCCAGUUUACAAAUAAAAGUGAUGUUUACAGUUUCGGAGUAGUUCUUGUGGAGCUUUUAACAGGUCAAAAACCCAUAUCGUUCUUGAGGUCCGUUGAAGAGAGAAGCUUGGCAACAUAUUUUCUAUUAUCAAUGGAAGAGAAGCGUCUUUUUGAAAUUCUUGACAGUCAAGUUCUGAAAGAGGGUGGGAAAAAAGAGAUAAUUGCGAUGGCUAAGUUAGCAGAAAAAUGCUUGAACUUGAAUGGGAAAAAGAGACCUACCAUGAAGACGGUGGCAAUAGAGCUGGAAGGAAUCAGAGUAUCUGUAGGAGCUCAUUCAACCACCCCACAAGAUUAUGAAGAGGUUGAUUACGUUGUAGGGGACUAUACAGCGCCAUGGGAUGUUGCUUCGUCUUCGUCUGGCUCAAUCAAUAGCAGCACAAUAAACAUCAAUUCAGUGACUUAUAUUGAUUAGAGAUUUUAAUUCAAUCGCAUUACAUGUCA